This is a messenger RNA of Solenopsis invicta (red fire ant), 3454 nucleotides long. Its product is annotated as piggyBac transposable element-derived protein 4-like. The transcript has 2 exons. The record is from RefSeq and is a predicted model, not a curated record. The coding region runs from base 2163 to 2957 and encodes 264 amino acids. NCBI's taxonomy places the organism in Eukaryota, Metazoa, Arthropoda, Insecta, Hymenoptera, Formicidae.
UGUAUGAUAUUAUGAAUAUUCUAAAAUGUUUAUAUAAUAUCUUGUAUUAUGUCAAGUCAAUGUGGAGCGUGAGACCUCUCCGCGGCGUAUUAAUACAAGUUAAAAAUAUUGAACGUUUUUCAGCAGAAGAUACGGAAAGGCAUAAUGUAACAUUUCAUCCUUUCACUUACUAAAAAAUUUUUGUCAAAUUAUUGCUGUAUCAGGACAAAUCUAUCAACAAUUUAUUUGUACAUUACAUUAAACAUAAUUUGCAAUAUGUGUAACAAUAACUAUUUAUAGAAAAUGGUGACAUAAUUCGCAAGAGCGCUUUACCAAGAGGUAUGGAAAGAGUUGUUGCUGAGCCAAGCACAUCGACGGAUACAUUAGUUGAACCAGCUUCUGGGACGGCUAAUUCUUUCCAAUCUGGUGAUUUGGAUGAAAGGUUGAUCGAGUAAGUAAGAAAGCGUGAGCCACUAUACAACUUUCGAUUGCCUCUUGUCCAACGUGGACAAAAGCUAACUAAGUAAAUGUGGCAGGACAUUUCCACUGAAUUAAAUAGUUAAUAUAAUACAUUAAAUUACAUACUUUAUCUUUGUAAUCAAUUUAUAUUUGAAAUGGAUAUUUAUUAAGUCUUUUGUAUUUUAGGAGAAAAAAGCGCUGAUAAUGCUGCCAAAAGGUGGAAGUCUUUAAGAGAUAUUUUUAUGAAAAUAAUUGUCGAGGAGCGACUGCCGAGUGGCUCUGGUAGAGUUUCCAAGCGAAAAAAGUGGCGUUUUUAUGAACAAAUGACUUUUGUUCGCGACACAAUGUUAAAUGCACUGUAUAUACACUUCAUAUCAAUUUUUUACAUCAAUGAUAAUGUAUACAAUAUUAUUUGAAAUAUUUCAUUUUACAGAACAGUGUCAAACGAAACCCAGCAACAGUCUUUUUCCAAAGAAGAUGUGUUAAAUACUUCACAAACAAGUAAGCAUUCUUAUUCAUUUAACUCAGGAGACGUAUUGAUCAAAGCAGCUAUUCUUUAAUGAAGGAUGUACAAAUAUUAUUUUUAGAUUUUACACGAGUUACAAAAAUAAACUUUUUUAAUUUAUGCCUAACAGUUAGAAAUUGCAACAGAAAUUUAAAAGAUUCACUCAAUCGUGUGACUGAACGAAUUGGUGACUGUCGUCUGGAAAUCUGCCAUCAAUGCCUCAGAUCAACGAGUUUAACAGCUUUGGUGUCAUUGUAGAAACAAAUUAACCCUUGUGUUGCCACCCAAAAAAACUCACAGUAUCUGCCACCCGGGGUACCCGGGUACCCUGCCUAUGAAAUUCUUGGAAGGUAUUUCUAUCUGAAUAUAACAAUUAAAUUGUGUACAUUGACCUUGCGAGUCCUAAAGCCGGUAUAAAACGUGCGUAGCUGCGUCGUAAAUUUCUCGUUUCUGUGACAGCAAGGUCUGUCGAACGCAUAGAGGUAUAAGAAUUCUUCUACCUGUACGAUCAAACGUGAAAGAGAAGCAGAAGGGUCGAUAUUUGUGUUCUUUCAUACCUGAGAAUAUUCGAGAACUACAGCGCCACGUGCUUCAGUUGGUUGCAGCAGUGUUUUGCUCAGUUCUUUUCGUUCGCUCGAAAAAGCAAGACGUACGGCCACUGCUGAGCGCGUUUAGUGUAUGUUUACGCUGUUUUUAUAGAAAGAUGGAGGGAGUGUCGAGAGCUGAGUUUAUGAGGUAACGUAAAUAUAAAAAAUUCAAUAUUUGUAUUAUAUAUUUGAUAUUAUUAUAAAUUUAAUAUUAUUGUAAAACAUGAAUUUAUUUAUUAUUUAUUAGAUUCAGUGACGCUGAAAAAGACGAGUGUUUGAAGAGAUUAAUCGGCGAAGAAGAUGACCAAUGUGAUGACCCUUCGGACAGUGAAGACGAGGAUUGGUUUCCCAACGAUAAUGAUCCGAAAUCUGUCAAUGCUGGAGCAUCGGAUAAUGAAGAUUACGUUGAUGACGAAGCCGAAAUUGAUGGCGGAAAUGAAGAAGGCGAUGACGACGAAAGAGACACGGAGAAGGAGAGUGACAACGAAGUACCUUCAGAUGUUUCAGACAGUACUAGUACAACUUUUGUGGCAAAAGAUAAAACGGUUUGGAAAAAAACUCCGCCUUGUAACCAUCAAACUCCGGCUACAAAUAUUGUUAGGCAAAGAGCUGGACCGCAUAGGAGUACGGAAAUGUUAACGAUUUCUGGCACAUUCAAAAAAUUAAUCACGUUGGAAAUGGUUGACAUUAUCGUUCGUUGCACAAAUAAAAAAGCGAAAGCCGAGUACGAAGAUUUUAAUAGCAAGCAUCGACAGAACGAUCCGCGUGUAUGGAAGACAGUUACUGUAAAUGAAAUGUACUCUUUCUUUGGAAUCUUGAUAGGAGCUGGUGCAAAUAAUUCGAACACAGACCACAUAGAUGAAAUGUGGAAGAAAAAUUCGUAUCCGCUAUAUCGUGCAACGAUGGGACGAAGACGAUUUCAAUCACUUUUACGUUUUGUACGUUUCGAUGAUUAUACUACACGCCAGGAACGAGCAGCCAAUGAUAAAGCUGCACCUAUAUCUGAUAUUUGGAAUAUGCUCAAUGCAAACCUAGCGGCGAUGUAUAGACCAACGGAGCACUUGACUAUCGACGAACAGCUCUUUCCUUUUCGAGGAAGAACAAAGUUUACACAGUACAUGCCAUCGAAGCCUGCUAAAUACGGCCUAAAAGUUUUUUGGUUGUGCGAUGCAAGUAAUGCAUAUCCACUCAAAGGGAUUUUCUAUAUAGGCAAACAAGGUAAUACUCGAGAAGUCAACCAAGGAGAACGAGUUGUGAAAGAACUGGUCGCCGCUUACAAGGGAUCUGGCCGGAACAUUACCAUGGAUAGAUUUUUCACGACCUUACCGUUGGUAAAGAGUCUAUUGUCAUGGAAACUCACUAUCGUCGGUACUUUGAAAAAAAAACAAAACAUAUAUUCCUCAAGAGAUGAAACCGUCGAACUCUAGACCGUUAUUAUCAACGCUUUUUGGAUUUCACGAGAAGGUUACGAUCUGCUCGUAUAUUCCGAAGAAAAGAAAAGCGGUGAUUCUUCUCAGUACAAUGCACAGUGAUGCUCAGAUCUCUGAUGCAUCUCACAUGAAACCAGAAAUCAUUUUGUUUUAUAACAAUACCAAAGCUGGUGUUCACACCAUGGAUCAAAUGUGCAUGAGAUAUUCCACCCAACGGCGAACGUGCAGAUGGCCGCUAGCGUUUUUUUACAACAUUUUGGAUAUCGCUGCUGCUGCUGCGUACGUUAUUUAUUAUGAAAAUAAUAAAAUGCUUCCAAAAAAAACUAACAGAGGCAGACUUUUUCUACGCCAACUCUCAGAAGAACUAGCCAUGCCAAUAAUAGAAGAGCGAUUUUCUAACCAGCAAGUCAUGCGAAAUAAUGCAACAAAAAUCGCAGUCGAAAGUUAUUUUGAAAGGUCAAUAACAGAAGUGACAGUAACUGACAACUAUCAAC